Messenger RNA from Saccoglossus kowalevskii, 1295 nucleotides. RefSeq names its product putative sodium-coupled neutral amino acid transporter 11. Gene Ontology annotation, molecular function: L-amino acid transmembrane transporter activity. Gene Ontology annotation, cellular component: membrane. Gene Ontology annotation, biological process: amino acid transmembrane transport. The record is from RefSeq and is a predicted model, not a curated record. NCBI's taxonomy places the organism in Eukaryota, Metazoa, Hemichordata, Enteropneusta, Harrimaniidae.
GCAGCUUAUCCGGAGCUAGCAUCAAUAGUAUAAACAGUAUCAUAGGCUCUGGCAUUCUGGGAAUGCCAUAUGCAAUGCGUAGUGCCGGAUUACCACUGGGUUUUAUUCUUAUGUUUGGGGUUGCCAUAGUGACAGAUUACUCGCUAGUCCUUCUCAUUAAAGGCGGCCAUCUUUCCGGUACUAACACCUACCAAGACCUUGUGAGGGCAGCAUUUGGUAAGCCAGGCUACAUUUGGUUAUCAGCAAUACAGUUUCUAUAUCCAUUCAUUGCCAUGAUCAGCUAUAAUAUUAUCAUUGGUGACACAAUGACUAAAGUGCUCAUGAGGAUAUUCAGAAUUGGCUCGGAGCAUGUGUUAGCCAAUCGCUAUUUUGUUAUCAGCUUAUCAACAGUAUUAGUAACUCUUCCAAUAUCUGCCUAUAGGAAUAUAUCAAAGCUUGUUAAGAUUUCUGUCAUUUCAAUCGUCAUGGUUGCAUUUAUCGUUACUGUAAUCAUUAUAAGACUAGCCACCCUUGGACCGCAAAUACCACCUACAUCGCAUGCAUGGGAAUUUGCAAAUAUACAUUUCACACAAGCAAUAGGAGUCAUGGCAUUUGCGUUCGUUUGCCAUCAUAAUUCCUUCCUUAUCUACGAUUCCUUGGAAGAACCGACAGUAAAACGAUGGUCAAUAGUGGCUCACUAUUCAGUUUUCAUUUCACUCCUUGUAACUGCAUUGUUUGGUGCCUGUGGUUAUGCAACUUUCACCGGAUAUACGCAAGGAGACAUUUUAGAAAACUACUGUAGUGGUGAUGAUUUGGUUAACGCCGCUAGAUUUAUAUAUGGAGUAACUCUUAUGUUCACGUUCCCUAUAGAAUGUUUUGUUACAAGAGAGGUAUUAGACAAUAUUAUAUGUAACCUUGGUUAUGCAGAAAAACCACAGACAUUAACAAGACAUCUAGUAGAAACACUUAUAUUAGUGGCCUUGACUCUAGGCAUCUCUAUGUCAACAGAUUGUCUAGGAAUAGUCCUAGAAUUGAAUGGUGUACUGGGUGCGGUUCCUCUUGUAUUCAUACUGCCUGCUGCUGCUUACUUAAAACUAGAAGAAGGCAAACUGUACUCUUUGCAUAAAUUACCUGCAAUACUCAUCUGUAUUAUCGGUGUCUUUACCAUGGUGAUGGGAAGCGUAAUGUCUGUGAUUUUCUCCAAGAAUUGUAGUCAUGGUAGCGAUAUGUGGUAUUGCCACCAAAAUAACACCAUGCAUAACAUCUAUGUUGAUGGAAAUUACACUGAUACCUAUUUCUCAACUGCUCUUCCAUAG